Molecule: messenger RNA, 2802 nt
Organism: Pocillopora meandrina
Lineage: Eukaryota; Metazoa; Cnidaria; Anthozoa; Scleractinia; Pocilloporidae
Source: the annotation of a GenBank genome assembly
ACACCAAGUGAUGUGUUGGCAAAGGUGACGAAAAAGAACAACGACCUUUCGACCACAGUUGAAGAAAAGACCGCCGAGUUAUACAAUUCAGAGGGUCAGAGACUUGCCCACAAUGGUAAACACUUCGCAGAAGUCGGAAAGAAACAGCAGAACAGACAGUUAACUGAGAUACGGUAAGUCGGCUUUUAAUUCCCUCUUGUUACCAAAGUAAACAAUUUGGUUGCUUAGGAAAUUAUAUGUGGACCUGUUGGUGAAAUUCAACGUAAUGUUUUGUUAUUUCUUUGCAGAAGAAAAGCCAAAGAUGCACUCUGGUUCGGAAAAACGUACGGAUUAAUGCCCGAGUCCUUGAGGUUCCGGGAUAAAACCGGACAGAGCCAUGACAUAAAUUUAAGAGAAAUUCCAGCAGGUAACGAAACUUCAAAAAACCAGUAUACUGCAAUAGAGUAAUUCACGAGAGCAAAAGAUGACUCUCCUCUUAUCACUUUCUUGGCGGAUGGUCCUGACAAAGAAAACAUGCCGAUUAGUGGUGCAGUUCCUGAAAUUCAAAACAAAGACCAUUCGAGGCGAGGAGACAGUUCCAAAGGUAGGGAGACCUUUCCAAUAAUAAUUAUUUUCAAACAGGGUGCCUUCUGAGUCACAAAAGUGGUUUCAGAACAGUCCUGCUUUCUGAGUUUAAUAAUAAUGAUAAUAAUAGUAAUGAUACUAAUAAUAAUAACAACAACAACUUGAUAGUUACGCGUCGUUUCAAAAAUGUAAUGUGUUAUCAAAAUUGCUAUUUCCCUUCAGAGAAGAAAAUGCAUGCCUAUGAGAAGUUGCCUGAAGCCGAAAAGGAGAAAAUUAGGGGAAUACUUUUUAUAAUGGACAAGUAUUCCAUUUCAUGGGAGGCUUACCAUGAACUGUCUCAGCAGGACCAGACACUGCCUAGAUCCUACUUAGUACAGGGAUGUCAAGGCACCAUAGACUCUAGUUGGGACAUAAGAAAAGCUUCAGGGGACCAACCAGGAACUGAGUUAGCUCUGGAGGAUCUACUCAAGCAACAACUUGAAGAAUAUGUAAGUGAAACAAGUUAAGUAAUUUAAUUGAGCUUGUGGUUGCACAGUGUGUUAGCUUGUGGGAGCCACAUCAAAUAAACAAUCAGCGAUAAAAUCCAAAGGAAAUCAUUUCACACUUUUAGCACAGCUAAAUUUUUUAUCUGUUACAUUUUUCUUCAGCUGAGGAAGUCCAACCAACCAGAAGACCAAAGCCCAAAAUAAAAGUAAAAUUAUCUGGUGAUGGUGCAAGAAUGUCUCAUUCCAGUAAUUUAUUUGUGUGCUCAUUUUCUAUCCUGGGUGGAGGUCAAAAUGUACUCUCUAGUGCAGGUACAUACAUGCAUUUAUUUAUAAAUAGCAGAGCAUCCUUUUUGAAAAUUGAGAUUCCUAAUGGAUAAAAGUACAGUGUACUUAAGCUAAUAGUUUUUUUCUAUACAACUCAUGCCUAGUUGCCAAUGUUGUUCAAUUCUAAUGAAAAUGUUGAAAAAUACUUAGUAUGAAGUCAAACCUUUUAACCAACUUGGCUUACACUUAUUGUGUUUUUACAGGCAACCACACUAUUACUGUUAUAAAAACCUCUGAAGGCUACAAAAACCUAAGAAGUGGUCUGGCAAAUGUGACAUCAACUGUCAAUAAACUUAUCGAGGAUGGAUUUAUUGUAAUUAAUGGAAAGAGAGUAAAACUGCAGUUCUUCUUAGGGGGUGAUUACAAAGUAAGUACAAUGUAUAUGACUUGAUAAUAACAUAAAAAACUGAAACACAGGACUGUGUACUGUGUACUGAAUGACAUUGAGCUUGAAAGUUUAUUAAUUGUAUUAUUAUUAUCACUCCAACAGUUUCUGCUUCUUUCAAUGGGAAUGAAGGGGGCCAUUUCCAACAAUUCAUGCAUCUGGUGCUUGAUCCAUAAAAAAGACAGGUACUAUUCAAAAUGAUCUUAUCUCUUGAUAAUUAACUGAUGGCUUAGCCUUAUUUUUUAAUAGUUGAGGUUUCAACUUGUGUUGUAAAAUUCUGAUCUUCCCUAAUUAUCUAACAAAGUUUUAAGUUUCUGUCUUUUGUUGGUCUUCAACUUUAGAUGCAACAUGGAUGUUCCAUUCUCUUAUUACCAGUCAUCAAACAUGAAAAGAGCACUGGGUCCAGACUGGUACAAACAACCUGGAUGCCAGCACCAGCCGUUAUUUAAGAUACCCCUUGACAACAUCAUCAUCGAUGAGCUUCACCUUAUGCUGCGUGUAAUGGAUCGACUGGAAACAGGCCUUAUCCUGGAAGUUUUAGAUUGGGAUGAGGUAGAAUCAUUUAUUUAUUCUCUUAACAAAUUUUGCUUAAGAGCCCAAGUUAUCAACAGACUAGAAAGGUUUGAAUAGGUUAUAAUUUAAUUGCCCUACCAUAAUUAAGAGACAUAUGAACUCACAGUUAGUAACACCACAGCACAUGCAUUAACAGUCUAAAAAGGUUGUGAACGACUAACCUGCAGCUAUGUAAAGAGAAACAAAGAUUUCUGGUGUGAAGGAGGUAAACAGGAAUCAGCAAAGAAAGUGCCUCGAAUUUCAGCUGUGGAGCAACCAAGAGAAGAUGUCCUGAUAUCCGCUGAUACCACCGAAGAACCUCAGAAGAAGGCUAUUAACCAGUCGAUGGAUGAGUUAAGGAAGCUGAAAAUCAGUGACCUCGUUCAACUCCUUAAUGACCUCACAGGACACCAACCUAAUCUUCCAAAAAAACCAAGGAAACCUGAUCUUAUUUCUAAGAUAACUGAGAUAGCCGAUCGAAGGUCAAACUAA